AUGGCGGAUAAGACGUCGACCGGCAAAGCCCCUGGCGGCGGCCCCCCCAAGCCCACCUUCUCGACCGAUGACGUGUCCGUCGUCUUUGUCCUCGGCGGCCCCGGUGCUGGCAAGGGCACCCAGUGCGCCCGUCUCGUCAAGGCCUACGGCUUCACCCACCUGUCCGCCGGUGACCUCCUGCGCGCCGAGCAGGACCGUCCGGGCUCCCAGUUUGGCCAGCUGAUCCGCGACUGCAUCCGCGACGGCGCCAUUGUCCCGCUCGAGGUCACGGUCAAGCUGCUCGAGAAUGCCAUGCAGGAGACCAUUGACACGAAGAAGGGCAAGGAGCACAAGUUUUUGAUCGACGGCUUCCCGCGCAAGAUGGACCAGGCCGUGGCCUUUGAGGAGGCGGUCUGCCAGGCCAAGCUGGUGCUGUUCUACGACUGCCCCGAGUCGGAGCUGGAGCGCCGCCUGAUGGAGCGCGGCAAGACGUCGGGCCGUGCGGACGACAACGCCGCGUCGAUCCGCAAGCGUUUCCGGACGUUUGUGGAGACGAGCAUGCCCGUCGUGGACGCCUACGAAAAGGAGGGCCGCGUGGUCAAGAUUGACGCCACGUCCACACCCGACGCAGUCUUUGCGGCCACCCAGAAGGAGCUGGGCUCGCGCUUGUCCCUGUGA
This is a messenger RNA of Sporothrix schenckii 1099-18, 657 nucleotides long. Its product is annotated as UMP-CMP kinase. The coding region runs from base 1 to 657 and encodes 218 amino acids. The transcript has a single exon. Gene Ontology annotation, molecular function: ATP binding; UMP kinase activity. The record is from RefSeq and is a predicted model, not a curated record. Gene Ontology annotation, biological process: CDP biosynthetic process; UDP biosynthetic process; 'de novo' pyrimidine nucleobase biosynthetic process. Lineage: Eukaryota; Fungi; Ascomycota; Sordariomycetes; Ophiostomatales; Ophiostomataceae. Gene Ontology annotation, cellular component: nucleus; cytoplasm.